Molecule: messenger RNA, 1556 nt
Organism: Hordeum vulgare subsp. vulgare (domesticated barley)
Lineage: Eukaryota; Viridiplantae; Streptophyta; Magnoliopsida; Poales; Poaceae
Product: probable protein phosphatase 2C 75
Exons: 5
Coding region: 16-1332 (438 amino acids)
Biological process (GO): protein dephosphorylation
Molecular function (GO): protein serine/threonine phosphatase activity
Source: RefSeq, a predicted model, not a curated record
GUGAGGGCGCUGGCGAUGGGGUCCUGCCUGCCGGCAGACCAGCGGCCGAUGGAGGUGACGGCACUACCCGGGAAGGUGGGAGGAGGCAGGAGGAGGGGGGAGGAGGCGCCCGGGAGGAUUGCUGGGAUUGGGACGGGCAAUGUGGCUUGCCUCUUCACGCGGCAGGGGAAGAAGGGCACCAACCAAGACGCCAUGGUCGCGUGGGAGAACUUCAAUGGGAGAUCAGACACAGUAUUUUGUGGAGUUUUUGAUGGUCAUGGUCCACAUGGCCAUCUCGUCGCGCGGAAAGUAAGAGAUACUCUCCCUUUGAAGCUGUGUGAUUUGAUAUAUGAUGACUAUGGAGCGAGCCCAAUCAGCAAUUCAGAUGGAUCAGUUUUAGAAGAGAGUUUAUCUCCAUACCCAGAUGCAGGGGACAAGUCUCCCACAUUCACUGCACAGAAAGAAGAACAUCUAGAAUUCUUUGACUCAAUGAAAGAGUCUUUCCGAAAAGCUUUUAGAGUUAUGGAUAAGGAGCUUAAAUUACAUCGGAACAUAGAUAGCAUUUGCAGUGGAACUACCGCAGUUACUUUAAUUAAACAGGGUCAGGAUCUUUUUGUCGGGAAUCUAGGUGACUCUAGAGCUGUAUUAGGCACUAGAGAUCAGAACGGUCAUUUGGUUGCCCAUCAGUUGACAGUUGACCUGAAACCUGAUCAUCCAAGAGAGGCUAGGAGGAUCAAGCGAUGUAAUGGGCGGGUCUUUGCUCACCAGGAUGAACCAGAUGUGGCUCGCCUUUGGCUUCCUAACUGCAACUCUCCUGGCCUAGCAAUGGCACGAGCUUUUGGUGAUUUUUGUCUAAAGGAUUUUGGGCUGAUCUCUGUACCUGAGGUCACCUAUAGGCGAAUCAUGGAGAAGGAUCAGUUCAUUGUUCUUGCCACUGACGGGGUGUGGGAUGUUCUGUCCAACCAGGAAGUGGUGGAAGUUGUUGCCUCGUGUUCUGGCCGUUCUGGUGCAGCCCGUGCUGUUGUUGAUUUAGCAAAUCAGACCUGGAAAUUCAAGUACCCAACCUCCAAAACGGAUGAUUGUGCAGUGAUCUGCCUUUUCCUGAGCAAGGAUGCGGCUGCAGGUGGGCUAUCAGGGCUGUCUGUUGCUAGCAAGGGAAUUGGAUCUAAUCCAAGGAUGCCAACGCGAUUAAGGACCCCCCAGCACUUCAGUAAAAGGGUAAUUCCAGAGGAUGCCGAUGAUGAAUGUGACCCAAAUAUAAGUGGAGAUGAGAGGUCAUUGGAGGGCUUCACCCGGUUGAACACGCUUUUGACACUACCCAAGUUUGGUGAUACAAGUCCAACCAAGAAAUGAAGUUUAUUCAUAUUGAUGUGCGAGUCUGCAGUUAGCAGGCACAUUCCCUGAUGUUUUGGAGAUGAGAGCCUUAUUGGUUAUAUUAGCAUGCCCGGUGAGCUCCUGUCCGAAUGUCGGUUUACUCUUUAAGGAUGAGUAGGGUUACUGUUUUAUGUAAAUCCUAACUCGCAUUUGGUUACAAAUUGUGCAACACGUGUUGGGGAGCAAGUUUCAGUUUGUUUCGA